AUGCCCGCCGCAAUGGGAAUCAAUGGUUUCGGCCGCAUCGGGCGCCUAGUCUGCCGCGCGGGGCUCGGUAACCCAGAGGUCGUCGUGAAGGCCAUUAACGAUCCUUUCAUGGACCUUGAUUACAUGGUCUACAUGCUCCAGUACGAUUCGGUUCAUAAGCAGUAUCCAGGCACAAUAACCACUAAGAAGGUGAACGGAAAGGAGUUCUUGGUCGUGGAUGGGAAGGACAUCGCGGUAUUCCACGAGAAAGACCCCGCCUCAAUCCCUUGGGGAGCCUCGGGCGCCAUGUACAUCUGCGAGAGCACCGGUGUCUUCACCGCUAAGGAGAAAGCCGAGCUGCACAUACGUGGUGGUGCCAAGAAGGUUAUCAUCUCCGCGCCUCCCAAGGACUCCGUACCCAUCUACGUCGUGGGUGUGAACCACACUGAGUACAAGACCUCCGACACGGUGGUGUCCAACGCGUCUUGCACAACCAACUGCCUGGCACCGUUGACCAAAGUGGUGCACGAGAAGUUUGGCAUUGUGGAGGGGCUCAUGACUACGGUGCACGCAAUGACGGCUACGCAGCUCACGGUGGACGGGCCGUCCCGUGGCGGCAAGGACUGGCGCGGAGGCAGAUGCGCUUCGCAGAACAUCAUCCCGUCAUCUACCGGGGCCGCCAAGGCCGUUGGCAAGUGCCUCCCCGCGGUGAAUGGCAAGCUCACUGGCAUGGCCUUCCGUGUUCCGACGCCAGAUGUUUCGGUGGUGGAUUUGACAUGCCGUUUGGAGAGGGGCGCGAAGUACGAGGAGAUCGUGGCUGCUGUGAAGGAGGCCGCGGCGGGACCCAUGAAAGGCGUCCUGGACUGGACCGACGAAGAGGUGGUGUCUACCGACUUCGUGAGCUGCAAGGCCUCGUCGAUAUUCGACGUCUCCGCCGGCAUCUCCCUGAGCGACAACUUCGUCAAGCUGGUCUCUUGGUACGACAACGAGUGGGGAUACUCCAACCGCCUCGUGGACCUGUGCUGCCACAUGUCGAAGCGGGACGGCCGCGGCGGUUCCGUGGGAUGCCUGCCAUGUAUGAAAUGA
Messenger RNA from Prorocentrum cordatum, 1065 nucleotides. Lineage: Eukaryota; Dinophyceae; Prorocentrales; Prorocentraceae. The record is from the annotation of a GenBank genome assembly.